AUGCCGACCCGCUUCUCGAACACGCGCAAGCACAGGGGGCACGUCUCCGCCGGUCACGGACGUGUCGGCAAGCACCGCAAGCACCCGGGAGGUCGUGGUCUUGCCGGUGGUCAGCACCACCACCGCACCAACUUUGACAAGUACCACCCUGGUUACUUCGGAAAGGUCGGCAUGCGCCACUACCACCAGAACAAGGCCGCCCUCUGGCGCCCGGUCGUCAACGUCGACAAGCUCGCCACCCUCAUCCCGGCUGAGCAGCGCGACGGCCUCACGGCCUCGUCGACCGUCGUCCCCGUCAUCGACACCCUCGCUGCCGGCUACGGCAAGGUCCUGGCCAAGGGCCGCCUCCCGGCCUACCCGAUCAUCGUCAAGGCGCGCUACGUCUCGCGCCGCGCCGAGGAGAAGAUCAAGGCCAACGGCGGUGCCGUCUCGAUCGUCGCAUAA
This is a messenger RNA of Rhodotorula graminis WP1, 444 nucleotides long. RefSeq lists its product as uncharacterized. Gene Ontology annotation, cellular component: ribosome; cytosolic large ribosomal subunit. Gene Ontology annotation, biological process: translation. The coding region runs from base 1 to 444 and encodes 147 amino acids. The record is from RefSeq and is a predicted model, not a curated record. The transcript is spliced from 3 exons. Lineage: Eukaryota; Fungi; Basidiomycota; Microbotryomycetes; Sporidiobolales; Sporidiobolaceae. Gene Ontology annotation, molecular function: structural constituent of ribosome.